GCACAAAACUCCUCACCCGACCCUCGGCUUCACUGAGAGCAGUCCAAGUUGAAGGCAGACUCCAUACGUGGGGCAUUUCACCCCGGAUAUCUCCUCACCUUGGCAGCCAGGCUGAGGAAGGGCACCAGGGUCCCUACAGAAUGACAACUCUCCUUUCUGCCACCCUCGCCUUUCUUCUCCUCUGGACUCUGCCAGGGCAGGUCCUCCUCAGGGUGGCCUUGGCAAAAGAGGAAGUCAAAUCUGGGACCACAGGUUCCCAGUCCAUGUCCCCCUCUGAUUUCCUAGAUAAGCUUAUGGGGCGAACAUCUGGAUAUGAUGCCAGGAUUCGACCCAAUUUUAAAGGUCCACCUGUGAAUGUGACCUGCAACAUCUUCAUCAAUAGUUUCAGCUCUGUCACCGAGACUACCAUGGACUACCGGGUAAACGUCUUCUUGCGUCAGCAGUGGAAUGACCCCCGUUUGGCAUACCAAGAAUAUCCUGAUGACUCACUAGACCUUGAUCCCUCUAUGCUGGACUCUAUCUGGAAGCCAGAUUUGUUCUUUGCUAAUGAAAAAGGGGCCAACUUCCAUGAGGUGACCACAGACAACAAGUUACUGCGCAUAUUUAAGAACGGGAAUGUGCUCUACAGCAUCAGGCUGACCCUCAUUUUGUCUUGCCCAAUGGACCUCAAGAACUUCCCCAUGGAUAUCCAGACAUGCACAAUGCAGCUGGAGAGUUUUGGUUACACCAUGAACGAUCUUGUGUUUGAGUGGCUAGAAGAUGCUCCUGCUGUCCAGGUGGCUGAGGGUCUCACUCUGCCCCAGUUUAUCUUGCGUGAGGAGAAGGAUCUAGACUACUGUACCAAGCACUACAAUACAGGAAAAUUUACCUGCAUUGAGGUAAAGUUUCAUCUGGAACGACAGAUGGGCUACUAUCUGAUUCAGAUGUAUAUCCCCAGCCUACUCAUCGUCAUCUUGUCCUGGGUCUCCUUCUGGAUCAACAUGGAUGCUGCACCCGCCCGUGUUGGCCUAGGCAUCACCACGGUUCUCACCAUGACAACUCAAAGCUCUGGUUCUCGGGCUUCUUUGCCUAAGGUGUCCUAUGUGAAGGCGAUAGACAUCUGGAUGGCUGUGUGCCUGCUCUUUGUAUUUGCUGCCCUGCUGGAAUAUGCUGCUGUCAAUUUUGUCUCCCGUCAGCAUAAAGAAUUUAUGAGACUUCGAAGAAGGCAAAGGCGCCAACGCAUGGAGGAAGAUAUCAUCCGAGAAAGUCACUUCUAUUUCCGAGGCUACGGUUUGGGUCACUGCCUGCAGGCAAGGGAUGGGGGUCCAAUGGAAGGACCUGGCAUUUAUAGCCCCCAAGCUCCAGCUCCUCUUCUGAGGGAGGGAGAAACUAUGCAGAAGUUCUUCGUGGACCGAGCCAAGAGGAUUGAUACAGUCUCUCGAGCUGUCUUCCCUUUCACUUUCCUCAUCUUCAACAUCUUCUACUGGGUUAUCUAUAAAGUGUUGCGAUCAGAAGAUAUCCAUCAGGCACUAUGAAUAGAAUAGGGAGCUAUGGAGUCCCCUCCAGAAGCUGUUGGCUUGCUGCUUCUUCCUGGGUGGGCAUUCCCUCUCUGUUAGAUUUCAUAGGGGCCUUAUAAAUUUCUUCCUAAUCAGAACUUCAAUGGCCAAUCCUAAAGCUAUGUUGGUCUACCCUGCAAGGUGCCAAUGAUGGUAUAUACUUAGAUGGUUUAUCUUCCCUAAACUAGGUCUUCUCUACACUGUACUAUUUCUUACAAGGAAGAUUUGAACAUUUUCCUGGGUCAGGAUGUCCUUCUUCCCUUGCAGGAGCCUAUUUGUUCUUCAGUUUUCCAGUGAAUAAUAUUCAAACUACUAUUAUGA
Sorex fumeus (smoky shrew) is the source of this 1856-nucleotide messenger RNA. Its product is annotated as glycine receptor subunit alpha-4. Gene Ontology annotation, biological process: chloride transmembrane transport; nervous system process; chemical synaptic transmission. Gene Ontology annotation, molecular function: transmitter-gated monoatomic ion channel activity; transmembrane signaling receptor activity; glycine binding. Lineage: Eukaryota; Metazoa; Chordata; Mammalia; Eulipotyphla; Soricidae. The coding region runs from base 141 to 1514 and encodes 457 amino acids. The record is from RefSeq and is a predicted model, not a curated record. The transcript is spliced from 9 exons. Gene Ontology annotation, cellular component: plasma membrane; neuron projection; synapse.